AUGGUGCUGUACCCUCAGACAGGACCGGGCUCCCGUACCGCCAAGUUGAUCAAGUCCUUCUGGGCCAUCACUAAAGGCGAGCAACAAAUCACCAAUAGCCACUCUGCCAAGCUGUACCUUCAAGGCUGCAAAGUCUUUUGCGAGCAAAAGACAGCCGUUAAGUGUGUCGAAGUGCUCAUCUCCAACCCGCCUGGUGUCACUGCUCUUGAGGGAGCUGUGCGAGCCGACUUGGGUGCCGACUUCAUCACAUCAACUACCCUGCCCUUCAUCCAUGCUCUUUCGGACCCUGGCGUAGCAUCACUCAACGAUGGCCGCUUCCUCCGACAACUUUUGUCAGCUGUUCUUGAGCCAGCUACAUUUUGGGUUGCUUUGUUGCCUGUCUAUUACAGUGGCAGGCUUGACGAUGCUGGCUUGGAAGCUUUCGCAUGGCUUUGCCUUCAGAUCGUCUCCGACCAGAGCGGAAGUCUCGAUGCCCAUCAGAUCGGCGUCCGAAACCUGAUGGAGGACAAAUCCCUCCUCAAGUCUCAAUCACCAGAAGCCCGGAAGAUCGCCUAUCGCAUCAAAAAAGUCCUCGGCGCCUUUUCUCUUCCCAACGUCGUACCGAACGGCGUCAGUCCCGGAGGAAGACACGACAACGACCAUGCAGACUUUCGCAAGAUCUCCAUCUAUCCCACUUCUGAUGAGCUUCUAUCAACCGAUGAGCCUUAUCUCCAACGGCUAGCUGACGUCUUUGACACGCCCAAGGACACGAGAGGCCCUACUUACCGCGACUGGCUCUUUCGCCUACUCCGAGAGGACAUGGUCUCUGAGUUACGCGAAGAUCUACAGACCGCCAUGGGCCAGAAGAAGAGCAAGCGAAAGCCUGUCGCUUUAUCUCAGUUGAACCUGGUCGGCCUCAAUGACGUGAACGGAAACAACGCGAGCGGACAAAGGCCCAGGGCCAGCCCUCCGUAUACCCUCAACGUCGCAUGCAACCAGGGCAUUUAUUUCCCAAAGAAGCUUCCUAAAGGCGGAAAGAAGGCGUUUCUGGAAGAUACCAAGCAGUUCAUGAAGUACGACUCGUUUGGUGCUCUCUGCUGUGGCAAGGACAUCGUCGCCUUCGGAUCACUCGUCAGAGACAUCCACAACCUCACCCAGACACCCCCAGUCAUUGGAAUCAGAUUCACCGACGACUCGAGUCUAGGGAAGGCACUCGAGGCUCUCCGGGGCCCCGACCAGCAACAUUUGAGAUUUCUUCUCGUUGAUACAGCCACUUUUGCCUACGAGCCCAUCCUCAAGCGGCUCCAGACGAUGAAGGAGCUACCUCUGGAGGGCCAACUGAUCGACUCUGAGGAACCUUCUCAAGAUGCAGCCAGGCCAGAAGCACUGGAACUACUGAUCAAGAAGUUGAGAGCGUAUUCUACCCAGGGUAUGAAGGUCAAGAUGCCAGCAGGCGUGAGCCUAAAGAAGGAUAUUUAUCUUCAAGGCGCCCAGCUCGACUCCUUCAUCAACGGCCUGAGCCAAGAACUGGCCUUGAUCCAAGGCCCACCUGGAACGGGCAAGUCAUUCCUUGGCGCUCUCAUCCUUGUGGCUAUCCUUCGCCUGACAAACUAUCGCAUCCUCGUCCUCAGCUACACGAACCACGCCCUCGAUCAGUUCAUGGAGGAUCUCUUGGACAUGGGUGUCAAGCCUGAUCAAAUGGUCCGCCUUGGCUCCAAGUCCACAGAAGCUACCAAGAGCACCCUUUUGAGAGAGUACGAUCAGCAGAAGAGAUACUGGUUGACCCCAGAAGAGAGAGCCAUCCGCAACCGUCUCCAGAUUGCAUCGGCAUGUAUUUGCAGCGAACUCGAGGGCUGCUGCAAGAAGCUAUCUGGACAUAUUGAUUCGAGCGAUAUUAUCGAGUACCUGGAGUUUUCCGAUGGCUUCACCCCUGCCUGGGCAGCAUUCCAAGUCCCUAAAGACGACGGCUUCCAGAUAGUUGGCGCAAACAACAAGGCUCUCACACCAGACGCUCUCUACGACUUUUGGUACAAGGGUUUCCCGGUCACCCAGUUCGGCGGGCUCCUAGAAUCUUUGGACCCGUCGGCCCAAGUGGUCUGGGGGCUCUGGCCUGAACAGAGGCAGCAGCUUCACUCUCAGUGGUGGUACGCUGUUCGUGCAGAGCAGGCAGACACAUUUGUCGAGCUCAGCAAACGAUACCAACAGAUUGAGGCCGAGAUCAAGAGCAUCAGAAACGAAAGCGCACGAAGGGUCCUCAAGGACAAGCGAAUCAUUGCCUGUACGACAACUGCUGCAGCGAUGCAACAGUCCAUCAUCGAGACUGCCAACCCCGAUGUCAUUCUCGUCGAAGAAGCUGGAGAAAUCCUUGAAGCCCAUGUCAUCACGGCACUGAGUCCUUCUGUCAAGCAGAUCAUUCUCAUCGGUGAUCACAAGCAGCUACGGCCCAAGGUCAGCGACUACAAGCUCACCAAGGAAAAGGGCGAAGGUUACGACCUGAACGUCUCCCUAUUUGAGAGAUUGGUCUGUCAAGGUCGUCACUUUACAACCCUUCAAGAGCAGCACCGUAGUCAUCCAGACAUAUCGUUCUAUCCACGCAUGCUGGCCUAUCCCGAGCUGAAGGACAUGCCAUCAACCCACGACCGCGCCUCUAUUCGAGGUUUGAAGAGCAGAGUCACUUUUGUGCACCAUCAACACCCCGAGGAUUCGAUGGCUGAUGUGACUGAGCGUCGUGAUCCAACAGCCAAGGCCAGCAAGAGAAACCAGCACGAAGCGGACAUGGUCUUGAAGAUGGUCAAGUUCCUGGGUCAACAGGGAUACAAGACGGAGAACAUGGUUGUCCUCACGCCGUACCUCGGUCAGCUCUUCCUCUUGAAGGGGAUUCUCCGCCAGGAAACUGAUCCGUAUCUCAACGACUUGGACUCGCAUGAACUCGUGCGAGCCGGGUUACUCACCCAAGCCAGCGCCAAAGUGAACAAGAAGUCGCUUCGUCUUUCCACCAUCGACAACUACCAGGGAGAAGAGUGCGACAUCGUCAUCGUGUCCUUAACUCGCAGCAAUGCAUCUGGCGACAUUGGUUUUCUUCAGGCCCGCGAACGCUUGGUGGUGCUCUUGUCGAGAGCUCGCAACGGACUGAUCAUCUUUGGCAACAUGGACACCUUCAUGAAGAGCAAAAAGGGAGGCGAGAUGUGGACAGAGUACUUUGACGCUCUGAAGAAGAAUGAGUGUCUGUUUGAUGGUGUGCCUGUUUUCUGCGAACGUCAUCCAGAGACAUCCAUGCUGCUGAAGUCCCCAGAAGACUUUGAUGUCAUGUGUCCUGACGGAGGAUGUGCAGAGCCUUGUGGUGUCAAAUUGAGCUGCGGCAAACACACCUGCAGUAGACGCUGCCAUCGCUUGCAAGAUCAUUCACAAAUCGUCUGUCAAGAGCAAGUCGAGCGAACAUGCGACAGAGGCCACAAGUCCAAAGUCCCUUGCGGAGAUACCUCCGGUAGCUGCAAACCCUGCGCCAAAGAAGAUGAAGAUGAUCGUCGAAGAAUCAUUCGCAACUUGGAGCUCGAGAGGAAGCGUCAGGAGCAGCAAGACAAAUACCGCCUUGAUCUGCAGGAGAUGGACGAUGAGAUCGACCGCCUUCGUCGUACCAGGAAGUAUGAGACGGAAAAGGAGCAACAAGCAGAAACUUUGAAACAGAAGGAGGAGGAGCUGAGAGCACUUCGAGAGACUGAAUCCAACUUGGAUAAGAUCAAGAAGUCUCAACAGAGCAGAUCGGUGCAGCCAGCAACCCCAGACCCUGCACCUCAGUCCAACGCUUUCUCCAACGCUUCCAAUGAAUGGAAGAACAUGAAGCAGACUGAGGGUGCCAGCAAUGCUGCCUUGGACAAACUCAUGGGUAUGAUAGGACUCGAGGCCGUCAAGGAGGAGAUGCUUUCCAUGAAGUCCUUUGUGGACACAAAGCUGCGUCAGGGUUUUACGCUGAGCGGGGAGAGAUUCAGCUGUUCGCUGCUUGGGAACCCAGGAACCGGCAAAACAACCGUCGCUCGCAUCUAUGGCGAAUUCCUCACCUCAGUCGGCGCCAUUGCUGGGAACUGUUUCGAAGAAGUGACCGGCUCAAAGCUGGCCAACAUGGGUGUGCCCGGCUGCGAGAAACUUCUCGAAAAGAUCAUGGACAACGGCGGUGGAGUCAUGUUUAUCGACGAAGCCUACCAGCUCUCCUCCGGCAACAGCCCUGGCGGCAAGGCCGUCUUGGACUUUCUACUCGCAGAAGUUGAGAACCAAAGAGGCAAGAUUGUCUUUGUUCUGGCGGGAUACAGCAAGGACAUGGAGUCGUUCUUCGCUCACAACCCGGGCAUCCCAAGUCGAUUCCCCAUUGAGAUGAAGUUUGAGGACUACACCGACGAGGAACUUCUGAGCAUCCUGCAACUCCAGACUCAUCGCAAGUUUAAGGGGAGGAUGAAGGUUGAGGAGGGCCCAGAUGGUCGCUUCUUCCGCAUCGCGUGUCGACGAAUCGGCCAUGGUCGUGGUAAGAACGGCUUUGGCAAUGCCCGCGCUGUUGAGAACUGUCUUCAACAAAUCACUAUCAGACAGGCAGCAAGAAUCAGGAGGGAACGAAAAGCGAAACGCACUCCAGACGAUCUUCUGCUCACCCGCGAAGACAUCAUCGGGCCGGAGCCAUCUGAAGCGUUGACCAAGAGCAAAGCGUACCGAGAGCUCAACUGUCUGAUAGGACUUCAAGAAGUCAAGGAUGCCCUCAAGAUGUUGAUGGGCACUCUCAAGACAAACUAUCAGCGCGAGCUAGAUGAGCAGCCUCUGGUCGAGUUCUCUCUCAACAAGGUCUUUCUGGGAUCCCCUGGAACCGGCAAGACGACAGUGGCCAAGCUUUACGCCGAGAUCCUCACGGACCUAGGGCUCUUGUCAAAUGGCGAGGUCGUGGUCAAAAAUCCAGCUGACUUUGUGGGAGCGCAUAUUGGACAGUCCGAGGUUCAGACAAAGGGUAUCCUUGCCUCGACAGUAGGAAAGGUCCUCGUCAUUGAUGAGGCGUACGGUCUCUACGGAGGAGGGAAGAAGACUUCUGGUACCGACGUCUUCAGGACAGCCGUUGUGGACACCAUCGUGGCCGAAAUUCAAAGUGUACCUGGAGAAGACCGAUGCGUACUCCUCCUUGGUUACAAAGACCAGAUGGAGGAGAUGUUCCAAAACGUCAACCCUGGCUUGAGUCGACGUUUCCCCCUCUCGUCCGCUUUCGUCUUUGAAGACUUUGACGAUGCUGCCCUUGCCAAGAUUCUCGACAUGAAGCUGGGCAAGAAGGGCUUCUCGGCUACCGACAAGGCCAAGCAGGUGGCUAUCGAUGUUCUCCGCAGAGCAAGAAACCGCCCCAACUUUGGAAACGCCGGUGAGGUUGACAUUCUCCUCAACGAAGCUCAGGCAAGCCACCAGAAGCGUGUCUCUAGCGACAAGGUCAGAAGACACGGAAAGUUGGAAGCGAUCGACUUCGACAAGGACUUUGACAGAGCUGAAAGAGGGGACACUGAUGUCAAGAAACUUUUUGAGGGCGACGUCGGACGAGACAAGCUCAUCUCGGUCCUGCAAGGUUAUCAGACCCGAGUCAGAAAUGCCAAGUUGUUGGAUAUCGACCCUGAGAUCCCCUACAACUUCUUGUUCCGCGGGCCGCCCGGAACAGGCAAGACAACAGCGGCACGCAAGAUGGGCAAAGUCUACUACGACAUGGGCUUCUUGGCUAGCACAGAAGUCAUCGAGCGCUCCGCCACCGAUCUGAUUGGCGAGUACGUUGGACACACUGGGCCAAAGGUGCAGCAACUUCUCGAAAAGGCCCUAGGAAGGAUCCUCUUCAUCGAUGAGGCUUACCGCUUGGCAGCUGAGAGGAACUCUUUUGCCAAGGAAGCGGUGGAUGAGUUGGUCGACUCUGUCACAAAGCCAAAAUACCAGGGCAAGCUGAUCAUCAUCCUGGCUGGCUACGUUGAGGACAUCAACGCUCUCCUCAACAUCAACCCCGGAAUGACCAGCCGGUUCCCGGAGAGCAUUGAUUUCGACCCUCUUGAUCCUUAUGCCUGCAUCAAGCUGAUGACGAGUCACCUGCAAGCAUGGAAGGCCAAGCUCAAGGGAAAGAAGCCUAUGGAUCUUUCAUGCCUGGAGAAGUCUCAUUGGCGUUUUAUCCAAAAGUUGGAGGCCAAGUUCCGAGCUCUGUCAUUGCAAGACAGUUGGGCGAACGCUAGAGACGUCAAAGAACUGGCCAAGAAGAUCUUCCACAAGGUUGAUCUCUCCUCUGCAACCCUGAAGAUCACUGAGGCUCUUGUUCUUGCCACGCUUGACGAAAUGGCUGCUGAACGUGCUGGAAGGAUGAACAACGCAAAGAAGCCUUCGGCACAGAAAUCUGCAACCGCACUAGCUGACGGACCAAAAUUCGCGCCCAGCACUCAGACCAGCAGCUCAACAAAAGCUCAAGAGAAGCACAGUGACGAUGAAUCAGAGGAUGACCAAGAUGUUAGCCCGGCAAAUCCAAGGAGCAUCCGAGACCCCGGUGUGAGCGAUGAAGUCUGGGAGCAACUCCAGAGAGACAAGGAGAAGGAAGCCCAAGAGGAGAAAGAGCUUCACCGACUCAAGAAAGCCCAGAAAGACGCCAGUGACGCGGACAGAGAGAGACUCGUACGGGAGAUAUUGGCUGAGGAAGACAGACGCAAGCAGAUCGAGGCGAAAAAGGCAAAGCUCCAGAGAAUGGGAAUCUGCCCUGCUGGAUAUCAUUGGAUAAAGCAGGGUGAUGGAUACCGGUGUGCUGGGGGGGCCCAUUGGGUGCCCAAUGAGGCCAUAGACAAGCUGUAG
Fusarium keratoplasticum is the source of this 6807-nucleotide messenger RNA. RefSeq lists its product as uncharacterized. The transcript is spliced from 2 exons. The record is from RefSeq and is a predicted model, not a curated record. NCBI's taxonomy places the organism in Eukaryota, Fungi, Ascomycota, Sordariomycetes, Hypocreales, Nectriaceae. Bases 1 to 6807 code for a protein of 2268 amino acids. Gene Ontology annotation, molecular function: helicase activity; ATP binding; ATP hydrolysis activity.